Coffea eugenioides is the source of this 303-nucleotide messenger RNA. Its product is annotated as precursor of CEP8. NCBI's taxonomy places the organism in Eukaryota, Viridiplantae, Streptophyta, Magnoliopsida, Gentianales, Rubiaceae. Bases 1 to 303 code for a protein of 100 amino acids. Gene Ontology annotation, molecular function: hormone activity. Gene Ontology annotation, biological process: nitrate import; root development; regulation of root development. Gene Ontology annotation, cellular component: extracellular region. The transcript has a single exon. The record is from RefSeq and is a predicted model, not a curated record.
AUGAAGAAUAUUAAGUUUUUGGUUUUCUGUGCUUUUGUUAUUGUCAUGAUGAUCUUAAGCAGUGAAAUGGUACGUGUGGAUGGAAGACAUUUGACGACUAAGCAUCAUUGCAAGAAACAUUGUUCCAAGGACAAAGGAAACAAGAACUUCGACACAAAUGCAAAAGGAGUUUCGGUCAGUGCAAAUGGUGCUUAUUCUUCUUCUUACGCGGAGACCAAUGUGAGUAAGGUGGAGCAUGCAGAAGAUUUUCGACCGACCGCCCCAGGGCACAGCCCAGGUGUAGGUCAUUCUGUUCAUGGUUAG